Stegodyphus dumicola is the source of this 550-nucleotide messenger RNA. Its product is annotated as cyclin-D1-binding protein 1 homolog. NCBI's taxonomy places the organism in Eukaryota, Metazoa, Arthropoda, Arachnida, Araneae, Eresidae. The record is from RefSeq and is a predicted model, not a curated record. Gene Ontology annotation, cellular component: nucleus.
AUUAAAUAGCUUUGUAAAAUUUUUUGUAAAAACUUUAUCAAAAUUCUAACUAUACUGAAAAUUUUCACUGUAACUGAUAAUAAUCUCUGCGACUGGAGAAUUUCGCGGAUUAGAAGUAUGGCUGGUUCAAGAUCUAUUCGAACAAUUUUAGAAAAAUUAGAAGAAAGUUUGAAUAUUGCGUGUGAGCAGUUAUCAGAAGAAACACCAAGUCGCGAAAAUGCUGAUUUUGACAAGGAUGUGUUUUGGGCAAACUUUAGUGGGGCUACAAAACUUGUUUCUCAUGAAGCUACCAAAUUUUGCUUAGCAUUUGGCAAAGAACCUUUACCUUCUCCUGAAGAAUGCCAAAUUCUUGCUAAUAAAACUGAAGAAAGCUGUUUAGCUCUCUUGACAGUUUUCUUUAGUCUUCCAAAAUCAAAAGAUCUCUUUGCUCCUGAUGAAGAAGGCCCUGUAUGUGUUUGCCAUCGAAAUCGAUAGAUUCGUGACUAAAAUGUACACCAAAACAAGGUUGUUUCUUUACCUGAUUUUAUGCGAUUUGUUCAUAAUUGUUCUU